This is a messenger RNA of Lytechinus pictus (painted urchin), 4897 nucleotides long. Its product is annotated as lysine-specific histone demethylase 2-like. Gene Ontology annotation, molecular function: chromatin binding; transcription factor binding; flavin adenine dinucleotide binding. The coding region runs from base 276 to 2909 and encodes 877 amino acids. The transcript is spliced from 17 exons. The record is from RefSeq and is a predicted model, not a curated record. Gene Ontology annotation, biological process: negative regulation of transcription by RNA polymerase II; positive regulation of transcription by RNA polymerase II. Lineage: Eukaryota; Metazoa; Echinodermata; Echinoidea; Temnopleuroida; Toxopneustidae.
AUCAAAUUAAAUUGUGGAUUGAUCCCCGGACUUGAAUGUCGGCGUCAGACGCCUCAGAGCUCAGCAGACCACUGACCACGGCACUACUCUCUCUCUUAGCACGUCGAUUGCAUACAGUAUAGUAUCAUAGACAAAAUCGUAGAUUGCAUUGCGCGCGGGACGCUCGAGCUAUGCAGUUAACGUGACCUCUUCGAACUAGGUAUUCAACGUCAAGUCAAUGUAGAAUUGCAUUUGCAACCAGUAUUGUGCUUUCAUAAUAAGGAGACGUAUGAUACAUGAUGUCUACAAGAAUCAAACGGAAACCAGCAAAGUAUGCUGAGGAUGACCCUCCAGCACCUCCAAAGAAAACUCCAAAGAAGCCCCCAGCAUCAUCCAAUUCCGAAGUUGACCCGCCCCCCUCAUCAAACACUCCCAAACUGACCACACCCAACGUGGCCACUCCCAAGGUAGCCACACCCAACGUGGCCACUCCCAAGGUAGCCACACCCAAGGUGACCACACCGAAACCAAGCAGUACCAAGGCGACCCCAGGCGCCCCAAGGUCUGGUGCCGGCAAACCUAACAAGAAGAAAUCCCCAGAGGGGCAGAAGGAAAAGAAAGUUGACAAGGAUGCUAAAAGACCUCUGCGGAGCUGUGAGAAGAGCAGAUGUCCCGCUAAGAUCCCACAAUGCUUUGCUAAAGCUACAGACAAAUGCGCUGGUUCUGGAUAUACAGCUCGAUGGUAUCAUCUCUCAGCGGGAGAACAUCAUUGCAAUGAAUGCUUUGAUUAUUUCUACAGGAGUCAUCGCCAAGGCUACCAGCUUAUCUCAAACUGGAGGCGUGUUUGGGGCAGCAACGGGAAGACAGAGCCAAGUCUCAAGUCCUACAUGUCGGAUAAAGUGCUUCCGUUCUGGCUUCAAUGUACACAGACUGGCUGUGGCAAGUGGAGGGAGUUCCACUCUACAGAAACCUUAUCCCUGGAGGUUAUACAGAACUUUGUCUGUGGAUUUGAGGCAGGUGCAAAGAAGGGCACACCAUCAGAUCACUGCAGUGUUCUUCAAGACCACAGAGUGGAGCAGACUUUUGAUUUGGAAUGGUUGUCUCUUCUUGUGAUACCGCCCCUCCUUAAGAACUCUCCUGCUGCUCCUUUCCUCACAUCUUACUUUCCCGAUGGAGUCGGUCUCAGUGCAUCCUGCCCCGUUGCGUCAAGAAAUGGAGGUUUAUCCGAAGGGGAUGAAUCUUUUGCUGCAGGAGUGAGUCCCUACUUCCAGCCGUUCUACCAACCCGACGAGCAGGGUAAAGCCCUGUGUAUAUGCCCCGAUGUCAUGGAGCAUGAAGAGGUGGAGGAGUUUCCGGAGUUUGAAAGGGAACAGCAGAUGUACCUUGCUCUCAGGAAUCUGGUCCUGGCUCUGUGGGCGCAGAACUGUAAGGAAUUCUUGACAGCUCAUGCCUGCACUCAAAGACUAGUUGUACGAGGCCUGGUGAGGAUAAAGUGUGCGGAGAUCCUGGAACCAAUCGUGGCCUUCCUGACCCGCAAAGGACUCAUCAACACAGGACUUCUCAGGGACCCACCCAAAGAGCUCCAAGUCUGUCGAGAUGUAGGGGUGGGCAAAGUAAUAGUCAUUGGAGCUGGAGUCGCGGGAUUAUCCGCAGCCCGUCACCUGACCAACUUGGGUUGUGAUGUCACAAUGCUGGAGGCCAGGGACAGGAUCGGAGGAAGGGUGUGGGACGAUCACUCAUUGGGUUCCUGUGUGGGUAAAGGAGCUCAGAUUGUCAAUGGAUGCAUCAACAAUCCUAUCGCACUCAUGUGUGAACAGGGCGGUUUCAAGCUUCGAAAGAUGCAUGAGAGGUGUGACCUGCUUGGAGAAGGAGGGGUUGUGACCGAUUCACACAUCGACAAACGGGUCGAGUUUCAUUUCAAUGCCAUGUUAGAUGCCAUCGCUGAAUGGAGAAAAGACAAGUUCUCGAGCUCAGACUCACCGCUAGGAAAGAAAAUCAUGGAGAUGCACCAAACGUUCAUGGAUGAAACCAAUUUAACAUUCACAGAGGAAGAAGACAAACUCUUACAGUUCCACAUCAGUAAUCUAGAGUAUGCGUGUGGCAGUAAUCUAGCAAAGGUUUCCUCCCUACAUUGGGAUCAGAACGAAGCCUUUGCUCAAUUCGCCGGCGACCAUUGUCUCCUCAAAGAAGGCUAUCAAGUUGUCUUUACCGAACUUGCCAAGGAUCUUGAUGUAAGACUACAGCAUCAGGUCACCGCUGUGGAUCAUUCAUCGGAUGAUAUCGUUGUGACAACCAAGGAUGGUCAGACAUUCACAGCUCAGAAAGUGUUAGUGACCAUACCUCUCGUGUUACUGCAGUCGAAUGCAAUCAACUUCACACCGCCUCUACCUGAAGAUAAAACAGAAGCAAUAAAUAGUUUAGGAGCUGGGAUCAUUGAGAAGAUUGGGCUGCAGUUUCCAUCCCGGUUUUGGGAGAAGAAAACACAAGAGACGGACUACUUUGGUUAUAUUCCAACAGAUCCAGCAGACAGAGGGUUCUUCUCAGUGUUUUAUGACAUGUCAAAUGAGAAUACAGAGAGUAAUGUACUGAUGUCAAUAAUCAGUGGUGAUGCAGUAGAGAAGCUGAAGACGAUGACAGAAGAAGAAGUCAUGAAAAAAUGUUUAUCAUGUCUCAAGAAACUCUUCCCUAAACAGACGGUACCGAACCCCUCCAAGUACUUUGUAACCCAAUGGCAUAAAGACGAGUUCGCUGGUAUGUCAUACAGUUUUGUAGCAUCGGGUUCAAGCGGAGAAACAUACGAUAUCCUCGCUGACUGUGUCGAUGACAAAAUAUUCUUUGCAGGAGAGGCAACAAACCGAAGUUUUCCUCAGACAGUAACCGGAGCAUACCUCAGUGGAAUCAGAGAAGCAAACAAGAUUAUUGCAUUAUGAUGCAGUGUAUGAACGCACCUUAGAUGUAAUAGUGACUUUGACCAUUUUGAGUGCAUGUUUGUUGGUGUGUUCACAUGUCAGAGAAUACACAUGCUCUGGUUAUUGUAUGCAUCUGAUCACGGUGAGGAUUGAGUUGUCGUAACAUGCCAUCUCAUCAAACAAGCCCAGCUGAAUGAGCAUGCCAUGGUGGUCUGCCAAUGACUUCAGGGAGAGGCAGUCACGUGCGAAUGCACCGUCUUCAUUGAUGUUGUGAAAGAUGGGCCUGUUCACACUAGAUCAUAGUCGGGUUUCGCCUAACAAUUCAUAGGGCGGAGGAUUUCCCCAAAUCAGUGUCGUCUUUUGCAUGCGACCUCAUCUUCAAAACGAUGACAGCUACAGGUCCUAUUUGAAUAGUUUAUGAUCUUAAUCAGUUUGAGAUGAUGACUUAUAGCCCAGUCAAUGUAAUGGUAAAUCAUCAUCAUCUACUGUAGUCCCAUACCUUUGAAAAGGGGUUAGGAAUGUGGACCUCCAUUGCCUUUUGUGAUGUAAAUACACUAUUCUGAACAUCAUUCUCCAGAUCAGUGAGUAUUACCCAACAGUACUGCAGAUUAUCAACAUUAAUGAUUCAGAAACCUUUGAAAUGAAAUUUUAGUAUACUGGUUAAUAAGAAGACUUUUGAAGAUUUCGAAUAAACUUUUAUUCCUGUUUUAAUUCCAAAUGCUUUGCAAUUCAAUUUAUUCAAAAUAAAAGUCCUUGUACGUAAAAAUGUUAACAGAUUACUUUUUUAAACAACUGUUAACAAUUAAUCUUGAUGUAACGAUGUAGAAAAUAACAUAUCUAUAUGAUAAUUAGCGUUCUAUUAUCUUCAAGAACAAUUUGUAUUCUUCAUGAAAAACCACAAGCAUCAUUAUUAAUACCCCGUCUUAACAGACACUUUUUCUGACUGCCCUACCCCGAUAAAAGCAGGGCGAAAAAAUCCCCCUUCCUAUUAAGACGCUCCCUCUGGGAGAAAAGCAGGACUGUGUCGGGAAGGAUUUUUCCAAAUUUCAGCCUGCUCCAACGAGGGUGGAUGCGGGGUAGAAAAACAAUUCCACCUAGCUAAUACCUGGGUACACGUUCUGGGAGAAAAGCAGGCAGGAUUUUUCGGGGUGCAGUCCGUCCGAAAAGCUCAAUAUUGCGCAAUGACGUGUACAAAACGCAUGCCAUAUAAAGGCAUGGUCAAACAGAGAGAUUGGGUUGUUUACAAAUAUGUUGCCGUUUUGUUAGUAUUUUUAUUUACCUUGCAUGUAACCUUUACGGGUAGGAUUUUCAGUAAGUGUCGUCUGUUAAGACGGCGCACAGAGGAUACCACCCAUGGUUGAGGAAUUCUACCCUGCUUUUCUACCUGCCCUCUGCCCGGGCACUGUCUAUUAAAACGGGGCCUAAGAGAACCAUGAAGGUAGUAAUAAGAAUUCACUUACGCAUUUAAGAUUACUCAAGUUGCUUUUAUACUGAAAUACAAAAGAAGGUUUUGAAAUUUGAAAUUACUCAGGAUUGCAAAGUCAAGUGAUCAAUGAUCUUGCAUGAUUACUGGCAGCCAUUUUUUUUUUAAGGAAUAAUACACAAUGUCAUUUAUCAUGCGUUUAAAGCAUGAAGUUUACUAUCAGUACAGCUCUCAAGUACAACCGAAUUUCAUGCCGACAUUUUGGCCAAAAAUGUAGAUUUUCAUUAAAAUUUCUCAAGAAUGUCCAUUGAAGGAGAGUUGCAAAUGCCGUACAUUAUUUCCAUUGAAAAUAUGCCUUCUAACCUCUUGGUCCAGUUUCACAAAGAUUUACAAUUAUAGUAAAUUUGACACUAUUGUAAUUACUUUGUACCAUGGAAACCUAGAUGUUGAUUGGCUACUGAAUCAUGUGACCAUCAACACAAGUUCUUUGUGAAAAUGACCCCUGUGGUUCUACAAUGCUCUUUAGAUUUGUACUUGACCACAAUUGCUCUGUUUAUCUGCAAAUAAAAUCACCUAUAAAUACUGA